Pleurotus ostreatus (oyster mushroom) is the source of this 831-nucleotide messenger RNA. RefSeq lists its product as uncharacterized. The transcript has 4 exons. Bases 1 to 831 code for a protein of 276 amino acids. The record is from RefSeq and is a predicted model, not a curated record. NCBI's taxonomy places the organism in Eukaryota, Fungi, Basidiomycota, Agaricomycetes, Agaricales, Pleurotaceae.
AUGAGGGCUCGAUCGACCAUCAUCACUGGCCAAAGCUGGUGGCUCGUGCCUCUGUUUAUCGUCUUCCAGGCGCUUGCGCUGAUCCCCAGAGUUCAGGCAGCUCGCAAUAUCACAAUAGGCAACACGUCCCCGGAGGUAGUGUAUACCCCGUUCCUCUGCGAUGUGACUGGAGCGGAUUGUGAAGGUGCUUGGCGAGUUGUCGACGUCGAUGGCAUUAGCGUUGUGACGACCGAUGGACCGUCUCCUGCCCAAGGAAGCGUCAUCCCACAGAUGUUCAUUCGGUUCAGAGCCUCCGCCUUUUUCAUGACAACGUCUUCGCUCUCUUCAGCGUUGGCUAACUUCACUUUGUCUGCUGGAGGCACGGUCAUCACCCAACCGAUCAACACCUCUAUUCCUCUUCUCGGCGGCGUCAAUCUCAUCGAAGCUGACACAACGCAGUUGACCAUCACUUUCAUCUCGGGAGGAAGGCUGGAUAUCGGUACGUUCAAUCUUACAGUCUCCGAUGACAACUUGCCUCUGUCCUCUGUUCUUCCAAGCGUUACUCUUCCCCCGUCUAUGCCUCCUCCAACAUUCACCAUAGCGCCAACAUCAUCUAAUGGGCCAUCCGUUUCGCCUUCGGCAUCAGGAUCAUCAGGUGUUCACCCGAAUCUCAUCGCACAGGCUGUGGGACUCACAGUUGGCCUGGGAUUGGGUCUAACCGUUUUCGUCAUCCUCGCGUUCAUGUGCUUCAGGCUUCGACGGAGACAGCGGCAGCAGCAGCGAAGACGUUCUCGGCGUACAGACUCAGCUGAGGAAGAAGACCAGUUUCAUUCUGAGAAAACUCCACAAUGA